CGUACCUGCGCCGCCCGAGCGGUCCUGGGAUAGCGAUGGAGACGCCCGAAGCGUCAACCCGGGCGCUAUUGGUCCCUGCCGGGUCCGGGCCCCGGAGGAAGCGCGCGGGAGGGGAGGCCCGGGCUACGACGAGCAAGCAACGGGUCCUGGACGAAGAAGAGUACAUCGAGGGCCUCCAGACAGUCAUCCAGAGGGACUUCUUUCCUGAUGUGGAGAAGCUGCAGGCUCAGAAGGAGUACCUGGAGGCUGAGGAGAAUGGAGACCUGGAACGGAUGCGUCAGAUUGCCAUCAAGUUUGGCUCUGCCCUGGGCAAGAUGUCCCGGGAACCCCCACCGCCCUAUGUGACUCCAGCCACAUUUGAAACCCCUGAUGUGCACACAGGCACUGGAGCCGUGGGCAACAAGCCCCGGGGCCGGGGCGGAGGCCUGGAGGAGGGCGAUGGAGAGGCUGGAGAGGAGGCGGAGAAGGAGCUCCUGCCCAGCCUGGAUGUCUUCCUGAGCCGGUACACAAGUGAGGACAAUGCCUCCUUCCAGGAGAUCAUGGAGGUGGCCAAGGAGAAGAGCCGGGCACGCCACACGUGGCUCUACCAGGCCGAGGAGGAGUUCGAGAAGAGGCAGAAAGAUAAUCUUACACUUCCGUCGGCAGAGCACCAGGCCAUCGAGAGCAGCCAGGCUGGCGUGGAGACCUGGAAGUACAAGGCGAAAAACUCCCUCAUGUACUACCCAGAGGGUGUUCCUGAUGAAGAACAGUUGUUCAAGAAGCCGAGGCAGGUGGUGCAUAAGAAUACUCGCUUCCUCAGGGAUCCCUUCAGCCAGGCUCUGAGCAGGUCCCAGCUGCAGCAGGCUGCCGCCCUCAAUGCCCAGCACAAACAGGGCAAGGUAGGCCCUGAUGGCAAGGAGCUGAUUCCCCAGGAUUCCCCACGAGUGGGUGGAUUUGGAUUUGUUGUGACCCCUUCUCCUGCCCCUGGGGUGAACGAGUCGCCGCUGAUGACCUGGGGGGAGGUCGAAAACACUCCCUUGAGAGUUGAAGGAUCUGAAACCCCCUAUGUGGACAGGACGCCAGGGCCAGCCUUCAAGAUCCUGGAGCCUGGCCGCAGGGAGCGGCUGGGGCUGAAGAUGGCCAACGAGGCCGCCGCCAAGAACCGGGCCAAGAAGCAGGAGGCCUUGAGGAGAGUGACGGAGAACCUGGCCAGCCUCACCCCCAAAGGCCUGAGCCCAGCCAUGUCCCCAGCCCUGCAGCGCCUUGUGAGCAGGACGGCCAGCAAGUACACAGACCGGGCGCUGCGGGCCAGCUACACCCCGUCUCCAGCACGCUCGACCCACCUCAAGACCCCAGCUGGUGGGCCUCAGACCCCCACGAGCACACCGGCUCCUGGCUCUGCGGCACGCACCCCCCUCAGCCAGGACCCAGCCUCCAUCACGGACAACCUGCUGCAGCUCCCUGCCCGGCGCAAAGCCUCAGACUUCUUCUAGUUCCAGGCCCGGGCCGGGCCUGUGGAAGCUCUGUGGAGCCUGCAGGGCAGCUGCCCACUCCGCAGAGGACUCCGGCCUCCUGGGGACCCAGGCUCGGGCCAUAAAUGGUGACUGUCCCGGGAACCACAGAAAAGAUGCCAUGCCUUGGCCAGGCUGGCACAAAACUUGCCCCCACGGCCCUUGAGGUGUAUCCCAGGGCCUCACUGAUACUGUUUUCUAUCGAAGCCUUGCCUGUUUCUAUCUAGCCGUCAUUAAAGAGCACCUAGCACAGUCUGGCAGGACCGUCUGUCCGGCCCGCUCUGCACAGGCCUUAGGCUGCCCUCGUGCCCACAUCGCAGUCUCAGGACUGCAGGCUUCCCUGGGAAGAAGCUUCUGGGUGAGGUGAACUUGGAAGUCCAGGAUGCCUUUCUUGCCACUACCUGCAUUGCUUCUGUGGCCCCCCUGGGGUUUGGAACCUGCCUUCUGCACUGAGCUCACAGCACGUUGGGCCCUGCUUCCCAAGUUCUGUCCCUUUGAGGGAAGGAGAGAGCCCUUGAAAGUUGUGCCCCUCAGGUUCUCCUGGGGCCCUGGGUUCAGGUCUGUAGCCUCCCCAGCCGGGCCUGGCCUGCGUGGUUUGCUGGUGACAGGGUUGCGUGGGUCUGGUGUGUCAGACCACACAUCACGUGUCGCACCUUCAAAGUGGCCUCAACGUCACCUUCUUCAAGCACCUGGUCUCCAGCUCAGGUGGGGCAGGGCUGUCUCUCUUCCUGCACUUCCGUCUCCCCGUGCUCCAGGCACCACCUUCCCUACGCUGCUGAGUCACCAGCAAGAGCUGUGGGUAACAGUAACCUGGGCCACAGUGUCAAAAAGCAAUGGGGCCAGGUUCCACACAGACCCAAGAGUGCUAUGUGCACCACAGGCCACGUUUGCCCAUGACCUUGAGGGCUUUGGUGCCCGACUCUAGGAGGCCUGGGCCAGCCACUUCACAUGAAGGUGGGAUGUCCAAGCUGGCUCCCAGAUGGGUCUCUUCAGGCCUUAAGUGGGGUCAGGUCGUGCCCUCUGAGGGGCUUGCACUGCCCAAGGAGACACCCUGGAGUCUGCUCAGACCAGAGUUUUUCUUGCUUCGAGCAUACCGAGCCCUGCCCUGGCCAUUGUCUUAGGUUGUCCUGCAUGGAUCCUCGCCCCCUCUGUGAGUGCCGUGUUCCCUGGAGGCUGGCGUGGGGCCAGUCACCUGCCUAGGCACCCACUAGUCUGUGCAUGACUGUGAGUUUCCAGGGGGCCAAGCCCCAGCCAAGCCCUGUAACUUACCAGGGGGCUGGGACUGGGCUCAGCGGGUGGGACCGGGACCAGGACCGCCCGGGGAUCAGGAAAGUGUGGCCCUUUGUGCUCUUCUCCCAUAGAGUAAGGGGGGAAGCAUGGACCAGAGCAGCAUGGAGGCAGAGACAUCUGAGUGGAUGUGAGAUGCAGAGGGAGAUGCUGUCCAGGCAAGGCCACUUAAGGCCAAGCGCUGGGCCCCCCUGAGCACUGGCUGGUGUAUGGGGAGGACAGGAAGGGUUGGGGAGGGCGUGGGUGAGAGAGGUCUGGGCUGGGGCUGUUCUGGCAAAGGAAAGAGCACUCAAGGGGCCAAGGUCACUGAUCUCAACUGCAAGAAUGGAGGGAACAGAGUACAUGGAGAAAGGGGCUGUGUGAGGGAGAGGGUUGGGGUCAGGGUCAGGGUGGAUUGCUCCUGAGCCAGAGAGACCCUGGAGGCGCUGGGCCCGGGGUGGGUCAGCAGGAGACGGUGGGGGGCUGGCUGUGAGCUGCGGCUGAGGUCGUCUUGCACACAGGGCCUCGCCAUGAGUCUGCCUGUGCCUGAGCACCAGUCCCUGCACCCUUUUGCUGGAGACCCCUGCGCCGCAGGGAGGGUGGUUGGCUGAGUCCUAGAGAAAAAGACUCCUCACGGGGCACUCUUGAUGCUUGUAUACACUUUGUGGUUUAUUUGGUGGUCAGUAAUUAAUGUCUUUGCUACUAAGUGGAAGAAAGCUAAUAGAACGUAAUCAAAAUAGUGGUUUAAUUGACGGAUUUUACUUGUUCCUUGCACCUGUGCCUUCUUCAGCUCCUACUGCCUGUUUAGUUUAUGUGGGUGCACGCUAUGCACCAUGCCCCCCGGGCCCUCAGCACCGCUAGGUGCUCGCUUUCCCCACCUCGGCUCCAGUGACAUGAUGAUCUUUUGCCUUGGAGGCCUCGGCCAGCCUGUCCUCCAUCCUGUCCUCGUUCUCGGGCACCACCAGCAGCCGGUGCUGGGUUUUGGUCCCCAGCUUGUGGUCCGGCCGGUGCUCGGGCCGGUGCUCAGGCCGCGAGCCUGGCCGGGUGUCCAGUUUGCCCUCGGUCCGGUACUUGCCCUCACCCUCCCUCUUGAAGGAGGCAGAAGACAUGGCUUUGGGCUUGGGGGGCUGCAGCCACGAGUGGCUGAGGAUCUCGUCGAUGUGCAGCCGCCGGUUGACGUCUGGCUGCAGCAUGCGGUAGAUGAGGUCCUUGCACUCGCCCGUCAGGUUCUUGGAGCGGGGGAAGUCCACGCGGUGCUCCUUCUGGAUGUGCAGCAUCUUCUUGAUGUCGGAGUCGUCGUAGGGCAUGGAGCCACAGACCAUGAUGAAGAGGAUCACGCCCAGGCUCCAGAUGUCGUACACCUUGGGCUGGUAGGGGAUGCCCUGCAGCACCUCGGGGGCCGCGUAUGCCGCCGACCCGCAGAAGGUCUUGCUGAGGAUGAUGCGGCCGCUGCUGUCCCGCAGGCAGCGCUUGGAGAAGCCGAAGUCGGACAGCUUGAUGUUGAAGUCCUUGUCGAGGAGGAGGUUCUCGCACUUGAGAUCUCGGUGGACGACGUCCAGGUCAUGGCAGUACUUGACGGCCGAGGAGAGCUGGCGGAACAUCUUACGAGCCACGUCCUCAUGCAGCGCUCCCCGACACUUGAUGAACUCGAGGAGGUCGCCCUGGACCCCGAGCUCCAUGACGAUGUAGAUGCGCCCGUCAGAGGUCUCAAAGAUCUCGUAGGUCUUGAUGAUGGAGCGGUGGUUGACGGUUGCCAGGAUGUCCAUCUCCCGAGGAAGGAAUCUCUCCACGAAGUCGGUGGGCGUCUUCUUGCGGUCGAUGAUCUUGACCGCCACAUUGAACUUGAGGCGCUCGGAGUAGGCAGAUUUGACUUUUGCGUACGAGCCCUUGCCAAGAUUGAUGCCCACGAUGUAACCCUUCUUCCUUAGGACCGCGGCAUCGUCCAUGGUGCCAGGAGCGGCUGGCGCCGCUGCACUCUACAUCCCCUCCCCACGUGGGCCAGCGGGCAUUGUCCUCAUUUACACUGUGGGGAGCCGUCUGGCUGGGCUGGGCCUGGACUUGGAGGGGCGGAACGCUCAGCAUUGUCCCCGUGUGACUUCAGCAUGUGAAGUCAUAAAGCCAGCCUGCCGGGAGUAGGGACUGAGCUGGGGGAAACGGGGCCCCUGGAACCCCGUAAUCCAGGCUGACCUGGCAGGAGUGCCUACUCCCCGCCCCCUGGAAGGAAGCCAACACCCCAGACUGCGGUAACCCUCCCUGUUCCUCCUCCUCGAUGUGGCUUCCUUGUCAUGAGUCAGGCCUGAGGGAGGGCCACCCAGGUCAAGCCCUAGUGCCGGCCCCAUGCCCAUUUCCUUCUCCUGGCUGUGCGGACUGACCCUGCAUUGGUCCAUGCCCCACCAGGGCUGAUUUCCCGCAGCUUCUUUGGGGCGUGAAGAAAACCCUCUCUAGGACUUGUGUCCUUGGAGCUGGUGGUGCCUGGGAGGAAUGGCGCUGGUCUGGCCAGCCUUGUGAACGAGAGCAGCUCUUGUUCAGGGUAGAAGGGUGGGCAGAGGAGUGCCGCUGCGGCACGUGUGGGGUGGGAGGGCCGGCAGCGCCCUGGGCCCCAGACGCAGAUGCGUGUUCCCAGGGCUGGGGCCUGCCUGGAGGACGGGCCAGGCCUCAGUCAGGUAGAGGAGGCGUCCAGGCAGGGAAAAGCCUGGGAGAGGCGAUGGCUUGUUCUGAGAAUUGCUGAGUCUCACAGUCUGGAGGGAGGGUGGAGGAGAAGGGAAGUGGCUGGCAGACAUUGCAGGGCCUGGGGCCAGAAGAGCCAUGAGCCAAGUCACAUUGUAAGAUGGUCCCUGGCAGAGUGCCUAGAGCAUGGGCUUCGGGGUGAGUGGAGGCCAGUGCCUUUGACCAGAUGAGAGGAGGCUGGCCCGCGGUGGGCCUGAAGGGAUUGGACGGCAGAGAGACAGAGAGUCUGGUGCACUGACCCCUGAGUGGGCAGGACCUUGGUCAGAGCUUUGGUGCUGAGGGUCCUGGUAAGAGCAGGCUCGGGGAGGAGGAGGGGGUCCUGAAUUAUGUCACUCUGGACCUUUGUGAGGAGUGGGCAUGUUGUGGUCUGGUGGACCCCUGGCGUUGGCAUCUCUCAAGCUGUUUUGCACCUGAAAGCAAUGUGAAAACCCUUGUGUUUUCGCUUUAGGAAGUGUGGCAUCUUCUGUGUGUCUCCUUAGCUACUUUAGAAGCCCUGCUGCUCAUUUGUUCCCCAUCCCAGGCACCUUGUGCCCGCACGUGGACGUGCCAUAUGCUCAGUGUUCAGGGGAGUGGGGGAGGAGGAGGAGGCCUGCGUGUGGGAGGUCGGGAGGGGAGGGGAGGGAGGAGCCAGUGUGCAGAGGAUCUGUAGGGCCCCGCCAGGUUGAUGAGGGGCGGGACAUGCCAGGCAGACGUGUGAGCACACCUGGGGCACAGGGCGCUCCCUGCGUCUGGGGGUUCAUGUGGAAGAUCUCCAGGGCGGGGCAGCCAGAGUCCGGAUGCCAGGGAGUGACUGCUCUCCAGCAGCCACGGCCUCCCUGAGGCCUGCUGCUGGCUCUUUGGAACUUCUGUUGCAGUAGCUUUGGCCUGAUGCCUGUUCUCUCCUGGGAUGUCUGGCAGAAAUGACCAGAACUUCAUUCCUUUGCAUCCCACAAGGGGCUGGCUGUGAGGAUUUGCAGGCCAGGACCCAGGAGCAUGACAGUCUCCUCUGCCGUCCUGCACUCCCGAAUGUUCUAUCUGGGGCACCCCCCUGCACAUCUGCCUUUUUGGCUGUCUCUGCCGACCCACCCACUUUCCCCUUUCUUGUAGCUUCUGCUUCCUCAUACUCUGCCCUUGCCUGGGACCGUGUGGCCUCUUUGGUUGUCGGGGGACACGGUUGAGGAGGCACGAGGUGAGCUGCUGGGGUGGGGCGAGGUGGCUUCACCCCACACACGCAUGCCGAGGCAGGCCCUCCUGGUAUGUUCAGGCCGGGAAGUGUCCCAUUGGACCUGUGGUCUCCGGGGGGUACGCCCAGCCUGUGGCCCUGCACGUGGGAGACCUGCAGACUCUGGGAAGGCGCCUUCCCUCUGAGUUUCGGCUUCCUCCAUUUCUCCACUCACCCUAUAGGCAUUGGAGGGUUGGUUUCAGAUGCUGGGGUUCACUGAUGAACUAGAUAGGACCCAUGCCUUUCCUAAAGCCCAGAGGACAGGGAGCUUCUGUGUCCCACUAACAGCGCAAAUGCCUAGUGGUGGCUGUGCCAUGACAUGGGAACCCAGGGCUGUGAGGGAAAAACUGGGACUGGAUUUGGGGAGCUUGGGAGGGCUGAGGCCUGAGGCGUUCGCUACAUGGAGGGGGACGAGGCCAUGGUGAGGAUCUUGAUCCUAGAGCCUUGGGGAGGGUCACUGAAGGGCCCAAGCCAGGGCUGACCACAGGAGUGGCCUAAAAUGUGAGACUUCAGUCACCUGGGCCACCACGCUGUGCUGUGUGAUCUCAGGCAGUUGCCCACCCUCUCUGAGCUAUCUCUCCACCUGUAAAGCACACAGUAGAUGCUCCUUUGUGGGGCCCCUCCUGCCCAGGCUUGCCUUCCGGCUAGGCUAUGGCGAGUUGCUCCCAGACCCUCUUGCCGCAUAUUGCCCGCGGCCCCGAUGACCACAACAAGGCACAGGUGACCAAGGCGAGGAUGUUCAUGAGCUUCUCAGGAUGUCCUCACUCCAGCCAACCCCGUGGGCUCUGGAAUUGUACUCCGCCACCGGAUGAUCUGCAUGAUGCUGAAUUCCUGGGGCCCCUGGGGAAAAUUGGGGGCUCCUCCAGUAUUACCCAGGGCCUGUUCUGCGCCUGGACCUCGGCACUCGCAGGCCUGCCCCAGCAGUGCUCAUAGUGGCAGGCUGCCAAGCUCGGAAGGCUUUGUGGAGGCUAUGGCGCCUUGGCUGCUCCUGGAGCCACAGGUCCACAUGAAGUUGUCCAGAAUUGAGUGCAAAGCAGGAAGAGAAAGGGGCUCCCAUGGCUGAGGGCAUGGAGCCACAGACCAUGAUGAAGAGGAUCACGCCCAGGCUCCAGAUGUCGUACACCUUGGGCUGGUAGGGGAUGCCCUGCAGCACCUCGGGGGCCGCGUACGCUGCCGACCCGCAGAAGGUCUUGCUGAGGAUGAUGCGGCUGCCGCCGUCCCCGCAGGCAGCGCUUGGAGAAGCCGAAGUCGGACAGCUUGAUGUUGAAGUCCUUGUCGAGGAGGAGGUUCUCGCACUUGAGAUCUCGGUGGACGAUGUCCAGGUCAUGGCAGUACUUGAUGGCCAAGGAGAGCUGGUGGAACUUCUUGCGAGCAUCAUCCUCUUGCAGGGCUCCCCGGGUUUUGAUGAACUCGAGGAGGUCACCCUGGACCCCGAGCUCCAUGACGAUGUAGACCUUGCCGUCUGAUGUCUCAAAGAUCUCGUAGGUCUUGAUGAUGGAGCGGUGGUUUAGUAUGGGCAAAAUCUCAAUUUCCCGGGGAAGGAAUUUCUCCAAGAAGUCCGUGGGGGCUUUCUUGCGGUCGAUGAUCUUGACCGCCACGUUGAACUUCAGGCGCUCAGAGUAAGCGGAUUUGACUUUUGCGUACGAGCCCUCUCCCAAAUUUAUCCCCAUGAUGUAGCCUCGUCGCUUGAGGAUGGCAGAGUCGUCCAUGGUGCUGGGAGCGCCCAAUGCCUCUGAGGCUGCUGUCUACAUCCCUGCAGGACAUGGGCCAGCGGCGUCCUCAUUUACACUGUGGACUGAGAGUCCUCUGGGCUGGCCGGCCCUGCUAUCCCUGCCUCCUAGAGGCCAAGACUCUGGGGUGGAACGUUCAGCAUUGUCCCCCCAGGUGACUUCAGUGGGUGAAGUCAUAAAGGAGGAGUGCCCUGGGGGGAUGAGGCUCUGGCCUGAGCCACUUGGACUUGGAACUCUGGAAGGCCAGCCAGGGGGCUGGAGUGGACCAAAGGCCAGUGGAGAGUGGCCUUCCACUUGGCUGAGACCCGAGAUAGGAGGGGGCUGUGGGGAACACAUUGGUCUGCUCGUGCUUCUAAACAAGGAGCCAGGCCUCCUUGUGGGGUUGAUUAUUUCGACAUGGGGCCUCCCAGGAAAUCCAGGUUGGAUGGUCAUAUUAGUCUGAGUCCCGGCAGGAAACAAAAGACAUACUCAAGUUAGGGCAGUCUGAGGAAAGUUUAAUAAAGUCAUCUUAUUUACAAAG
Messenger RNA from Ailuropoda melanoleuca (giant panda), 8934 nucleotides. It is a transcript of the gene ESS2, whose product is annotated as ess-2 spliceosome associated protein. The coding region runs from base 36 to 1472 and encodes 478 amino acids. Lineage: Eukaryota; Metazoa; Chordata; Mammalia; Carnivora; Ursidae. The transcript has 12 exons. The record is from RefSeq and is a predicted model, not a curated record. Gene Ontology annotation, cellular component: catalytic step 2 spliceosome.